UUCGUAGCAAUUUGUCAUCUAGUAAAACUGUCACCGCGAGUAGCUUGAGCCGUGUUCCGGGCGAUGAAAAUGGAAAAAGUUUGAGUGAUGUGGAACUUGUUAAUUUUCUUUGAAAAUCGUCGACCUUAAAGAAAAUGAAGCUGCUCGUUGAAAAAGUGUUACUUUUUGCUUUCAUAAAAAUUGUGACUGACCAAAGUUUGUUCGUGGCGGUUGCCGAAGAAAAGGAGUUCCAAAUGAUUAACCUCUACGAAGAGUUGGAGAAAAACGAAAACUAUUCUCGCGUCAGUUAUUACGUUGCCAGCGAUCGAAGUUCGGUCCAGUGUGGAGGAGUGUUCAAAAGACUUCAAACCGAGCUGCUCUCCCCUGGAUAUCCGGAUAACUACGGAGACGGGCUACGAUGCGAAUAUACCUUUAAGUCUCCGUUUGUGUGCAGCAGUCAGUAUCACUUCCAAUUUCUAGACUUUGGUUUGGAACCAUCGAGAAACUGCUAUAAGGAUCGAUUAGUUGUCGGUGAUGAAGAGGUCCUUUGUGGAACGGUGAUUGGAUCGAAAAAAUACAAUUCUUCGAACGGAAUUUUGAAGGUUAAGUUCGUAACCGACGGUUGGGGUAGUGAUCGAGGUUUUCGCAUAGUCGUCACAAGACAACCAUGUGAAGAUAACGAAGCGGUUGAAUCGUCCACGGCAUUCACAGUUUAUACAACAAUUCAAGUUGCAGAGGAAACCACUCCUCCAAACAUUGGCUUGGAGAAUGACCUGUUGCCACCCAACAAACCUUUCGCUGUGAGCAACCGACAAGAUAUUCCACCGGAGUUCAAUCCUGGUAACAACGGAUAUUUACCACCAGUGACUUCAAGGCCUCAGUUUUACCCCAUGAAUGUUUGUCCUCAACCGUGUAAUUUUUAUUUUAAUUGUUACCCUCAUUACCCUGGAUCGGUACAACCAUCGUAUCCGACUUACCCAAACUAUCCCGUUUAUCCAGGCGCUAUUUUGCCAAACUACCCAGGAGCCCUCUUUCCAAACAACAAUUUUCCAAUAUAUCCCAGCUAUCCCAGCAUACCAAACUAUCCUAAUAUCACCUGUCAAACUAAUCCAUCCGCAUGUCAACCUAAUUAUCCUACCUAUCCAACAUACAACGGUGACGGAACCAAUUCCAUCGGAGGAGCUCCUCCGGGAUAUCAGCCAUCCAUCCGAGAACCGGAAAUCGCAGAAAAUUUCACAAACGAACAAUUUAUACCACAACCGCCAUCGGGAAGUCCUCCGUUUGUUCCGGCUUUGCCUCGCUGCUGUCGGAAUGCUUUCAAUCAAAACCGAUUCUAUCUGGUCAGCCCAAACUUUCCGUCCGUUCAAACACCGAACACGGAUUGUUACUACCAAGUUUUCCGCUACAACCCGAAUACCUGCCGGCUAAUCGUUUCCUUCAAAUAUUUCGUCCUCGGAGAUGAACGCACGGGAUGUAGCGAUGCGUUUUUGGAAAUCGAUGGUAGUCGAAUCUGUGGUUGCCGCACCGGAAUGGUCUACACGACCCAGUGGAACAAUCAACCCAAAACGAUCCGUGUCCGAAGCCGGUUCAAUCGGUUCGCCAAUGUGCAGGGAUUUGUGUUGGAUGUCUAUCAGGAAACAUGUCCCUACCGGUACAUCCGUAGUCAACAACAACAACAACAACCGUCGGCUCAGGAUAGACACUGGAGUGGGGAUGGGCAAGUUCAACCUGUGUCACCGGUGAACGUAACCACCAUUCAGACCAAAUCUAGUACGCAGCACACCUAUUACUACUACAACAUGGACCAGCCUAAGCCGGAUGAAACGAGAUUGGCUCCGACACUGGUUCAGCGGCACUCGGAAGGGCCAUCUUCUCGGUUCUUUUAUCCGAGCAACGUUAAUUCUUACGGUUCCUGUUCGUUCAACGGUCUAGAUUGGCUCCGGCUUAAGCUGAAUCCGCUGUGGAUCACCAAACCGGGGUGCUAUUAGGAACUGAUAUU
Molecule: messenger RNA, 1978 nt
Organism: Malaya genurostris
Lineage: Eukaryota; Metazoa; Arthropoda; Insecta; Diptera; Culicidae
Exons: 1
Coding region: 135-1967 (610 amino acids)
Molecular function (GO): serine-type endopeptidase activity
Source: RefSeq, a predicted model, not a curated record